CUCUGCUCUCACCCCCUUGAUUUGUUCCCGUCAAGGCUCCGUCAUCACGCCUGCGACUCAACGCUUGAUUCAAAGCCAGAAAGAUUUGGGAGCCACAAGGCUAUUCAUACCCAUCGUCAGUCUUUUGCCUCUCAGCGCCAUUGAAGACAUGGGAUCCAUUAGCGACUUCCCCUCGCCGUCAAACUCGCUGUAUUAUACGUACGCGGAGUCGGAACAAUAUUCAUCAGAGUCGCAGAGUCCCAACAACUCGGUGUACGGCAUGCCAUCGGCGGGAGACAGCAGAUAUCCCAGCCCCGGGCAAGAGGAGGGGGAAUCUGCCGAGUCGGCGCAACAACAGAAGCCAGCGGCCAAGCGGAAGCGGGAGAACCGCUACAAAAACGCACCCCCUGCAGUCCUCUCGCGGCGGAGAGCGCAGAACCGCGCAUCCCAGCGCGCGUACCGCGAGCGGAAGGACCAGAGGAUAAAGGACCUCGAGCAGAUGCUCAACGACGCCAAGCAGCGCAACGAGGUGCUCAGCCAGGCCUAUGCCGCCCUCCACGCGGAGUACGUGGCGCUCAGGGCCUCGCAAAUAACCGACCCGGCUUUCCGGCACCAAGAAUACGACCUCGCGUACGGCGCCGCCCCCAACAUGGGGAUAUCGGCCGGCGUCGACGGGCUCGAUAUGGACGUGUUUGUGUACCCCGGCCUGAACACCGGGUACGUGCUCUGAGGCAGACACCUGGCGACAGCGAAUGCCACUUCGUUCGCGUAGCUCUCAACAGAGUAGCGGCGGCGGUGGCAACAGCUUGACCGGGGUUCCAGAACGACCAACUUCAGCUGCUGGGGGUGACAGGAGCAGCGCCGCUUCGCUGGUCGAUCCGGGCGCAGGCGCAA
Molecule: messenger RNA, 873 nt
Organism: Thermothielavioides terrestris NRRL 8126
Lineage: Eukaryota; Fungi; Ascomycota; Sordariomycetes; Sordariales; Chaetomiaceae
Exons: 3
Coding region: 149-709 (186 amino acids)
Cellular component (GO): RNA polymerase II transcription regulator complex
Molecular function (GO): DNA-binding transcription activator activity, RNA polymerase II-specific; transcription cis-regulatory region binding
Source: RefSeq, a predicted model, not a curated record